Messenger RNA from Parnassius apollo (apollo), 858 nucleotides. NCBI's taxonomy places the organism in Eukaryota, Metazoa, Arthropoda, Insecta, Lepidoptera, Papilionidae. The record is from the annotation of a GenBank genome assembly.
AUGGACGCGAUCAAGAAGAAGAUGCAGGCGAUGAAGCUGGAGAAGGACAACGCCCUUGACCGUGCUGCAAUGUGCGAGCAAGAGGCCAAGGACGCCAACCUUCGCGCUGAGAAGGCAGAAGAAGAGGCUAGACAGCUCCAGAAGAAAAUCCAGACUAUUGAGAACGAACUCGACCAGACACAAGAGUCUCUUAUGCAGGUCAACGGCAAGCUUGAAGAGAAGGAGAAGGCCCUACAAAACGCCGAAUCAGAAGUGGCUGCACUCAACCGACGUAUCCAACUGCUAGAAGAAGACCUUGAGAGGUCUGAGGAGCGUCUCGCCACAGCCACCGCUAAGUUAGCGGAGGCCAGCCAAGCUGCUGAUGAGUCAGAACGUGCCCGCAAGGUUCUGGAGAACAGGUCCUUGGCAGAUGAGGAGCGCAUGGACGCCCUGGAGAACCAGCUGAAGGAAGCCAGGUUCCUCGCUGAGGAAGCUGACAAGAAAUACGAUGAGGUGGCUCGUAAGCUGGCCAUGGUUGAGGCAGACUUGGAGCGCGCGGAGGAGCGUGCCGAGACCGGUGAAUCCAAAAUCGUGGAGCUUGAGGAAGAACUCCGUGUUGUUGGUAACAACCUGAAAUCCCUGGAAGUCUCCGAGGAGAAGGCCAACCAACGUGAGGAGGAGUACAAAAAUCAGAUCAAAACCCUCACCACCCGCCUAAAGGAGGCCGAGGCGCGCGCCGAAUUUGCCGAGCGUUCAGUUCAGAAACUUCAAAAGGAGGUCGACAGGCUUGAAGACGAACUUGUCGCCGAGAAGGAGAAAUACAAGGACAUCGGAGACGACCUCGACACCGCUUUCGUGGAGCUCAUCCUUAAGGAUUAA